Molecule: messenger RNA, 456 nt
Organism: Phytophthora sojae
Lineage: Eukaryota; Oomycota; Peronosporomycetes; Peronosporales; Peronosporaceae
Exons: 2
Coding region: 1-456 (151 amino acids)
Source: RefSeq, a predicted model, not a curated record
AUGGCGCCCUUGCAAAAGGACCACGAGCCGGUAGAAUGCCCAGACUGGCAGAUCGUGAACGGCGUUCGUAAGCGUCGGCAGCGGCAGUGCAAGGCGUGCUCAAUUCUAAAGCGCAAGGUUGGAGAGCGCUGCGCUACCAAGUACUACUGUGCAGCAUGCAGCAAGUCGGACACAGCACGGUACGUAGUUCAUUUUGGAGAAGUUGGUGAUGUUUAUCUAACUAGCUUUCUGCAGUUUGUACCUAAACACUACCCAGGGAACUCCAUGACGUGCUUUCUAAUUUGGCACAAUAAGUGGGAAAACGGGCGCAAACGUCCGCACCCGCGUUGUGGGCGCGACAUCCAGGCUCGGGCCGCUAGUACUGGCGGAGAUAAGAAGCGCAAGCGCCAGGAUUCUGAAGAAGACGCCGAAGAAAAGGAGGAUAAGGAUGAAGAGCAGGAAGCUAGCGAGGAGUAA